Olea europaea var. sylvestris is the source of this 884-nucleotide messenger RNA. RefSeq names its product protein MOR1-like. The coding region runs from base 308 to 703 and encodes 131 amino acids. The transcript has 2 exons. Gene Ontology annotation, cellular component: centrosome; microtubule plus-end; spindle pole. The record is from RefSeq and is a predicted model, not a curated record. Gene Ontology annotation, molecular function: microtubule plus end polymerase activity; microtubule plus-end binding. Gene Ontology annotation, biological process: microtubule polymerization; mitotic spindle organization; establishment or maintenance of microtubule cytoskeleton polarity. Lineage: Eukaryota; Viridiplantae; Streptophyta; Magnoliopsida; Lamiales; Oleaceae.
UAGUCCAAGUACGAGUUACAGCAAGAGACCAGGCCAAUUUCCAAAUUUGCUCGGCUACAUUUAUUUUUUGGUUUUUCUUAUGGACUGCUUCUAUUGCUGAUAGGUUCCAAGUAGUUCAAUGGACAUUCUAUUUCAUGGUAUUAUCAAAGUCAGGCACAAUAUCUUAAUACAAAUUAACAUCUGGGAAGCUUGACCGUCAGCAUAUCUUUUGCAAGCUUGUGCUCUUUCACCCUUGUCUGCAUUUCACAAAAAAACACAGUUUUUAGUUUUUGGCUGUCAAUUUAAAAACUUUAUCUAUGUGGUGAUUAUGAUAUCUUUUUGGAGUUUACAGCUUAUUACAGACGUGAACAUUGCUGUUGCAGUUGAAGCAAUCCAAGCAACUGGAAAUCUUGCCAGUGGUUUGAGAACCCAUUUCUCUGGAAAUUCUCGCUUCUUAUUGCCCGUAUUGCUGGAAAAACUUAAAGAGAAGAAGCCUACUUUAACGGAGGCGCUUACUCAAACUCUUCAGGCGAUGCACAAGCGGGGAUGCUUAAAUCUUGCUGACAUUGUUGAAGGCGGGUUUUUGUUUUCAGAUAUUAGUUUAUACCACGUUCAUGCAAGUGCUCUUUGGUUUUCUUUGCCAUUUUCACUAUUUCUCUGGCGUCGCUCUUUGACAUUUCGCAAAUUUAUAAUCUUCACUUAUUUUCUCUUUUCUUUUUGGUGAACUGUUUCAUGCCACUUUAUUAAUAUUUUAUCAUGAUACCCUGUAAUUUACUUGGCAAUGCUUGCUUGCAUUAUGACUGCUGUUGGUUUAAUUUUGAAAGUAAUGAUAUUUUAUGAAAUUUGGUCGUCCUAUUAGUAUGAUAUGCAUUGAAGUACUGUUAUUCUAAUUAAUGGCUAUCUGU